UACAGUCCUGGCUUUCCACCUGCACUGGAGGCUGGCUUGCAGUGCAGCUCGGAGCUAGAUGUUCGGACACGAGACAGACACACGCCAGCAGGUUUGACGGCCGUGACUUCCAAUUGUUCCCAAUGCAGGCAAAGGUUGAAUGGCAAGUACAAAGUACCUACCUUAAGGUACCUAAGGUAUCGCAAAAUGGAAGGCAGGGCGGGAGCCUGGAGGGCUGUGAGGAAGGAGGAAGGAGGUCGGUCCACCUCACUUGGGCAGGCACGCCGCACGAGUACCGCACUGGAUUGCUCUUGCUCAAAACAUACAUAUUUCCGCGCCUUCCUCUGCCGCUCCUUCGGAGCUAGCCUUCCCCCCCUUCCUUCUCCCUCCCUUUCGCUGCCUUCCCGUCAAUAUCCUUCCACCCCCGUCCCCGUCCGUCCUUGCUCGUCACCCCCUCCCCGGCCCUUCCUCUUUCACUUUCAAUUGGCAGCGGCAUCAGCAUCAGUCCGGCAUCCUUCCAAGGAAAUCACGACCUUGCUCUCUUCCUUCUUCCCUCCUCUUUUCCCCUCUUCCCCAUUUCUUCCUACUUUCCACCUUCCUCCUCUCGUUCUAACUCUUGCCAAUUCUCUCUGCCCUGUCCUUUUGCUUUUUCCCACUUUCCUCUGACGCCGUCGCCAAUCGAUCCCACUUCGUCACUGCGGAUCGACAAUACUCGCGCGGCACUACGCAUAGUCGCAUACGGAGACUGCCCGUUCCCAGGUACCGUCUCGUCUGUACGAAGCGAAGUAGGGCCCUGCCAACCGCCGAACCCAACGCCGACCCGCGCAGUAGCCAGGAGACGGUCCGUCUUGGGAGCUUCCCUCACAGGCACCACAGGCACCACCUGAACCUGACUCAGCCACCCGCGCCAAUUAUCAACCGUUCGUCUUGUCUGAGCACCCGUCGCUCCAUCGCCGUUACGCCCAGACGCGACAAUCACUUCCCACAU
This is a messenger RNA of Colletotrichum godetiae, 967 nucleotides long. RefSeq lists its product as uncharacterized. NCBI's taxonomy places the organism in Eukaryota, Fungi, Ascomycota, Sordariomycetes, Glomerellales, Glomerellaceae. The transcript has a single exon. The annotation marks the transcript as partial. The record is from RefSeq and is a predicted model, not a curated record.